AUGUCCAUGGACGUGACCUUCCUAGGGACGGGUUCUGCCUACCCGUCCCCCACCCGGGGAGCCUCGGCCGUAGCUCUCCGCUGUGAAGGCUCCUGCUGGCUCUUUGACUGCGGGGAAGGGACGCAGACGCAGUUCAUGAAAAGCCAGCUGAAAGCAGGGAGAAUUACAAAGAUCUUCAUAACUCACCUUCAUGGGGACCACUUCUUUGGCCUUCCUGGUCUUCUUUGCACCAUCAGUCUCCAGAACAGUCCCGGUGCUUCCAAAACUCCCAUGGAAAUCUAUGGGCCUGUUGGGCUUCGAAACUUCAUCUGGAAGACUAUGGAACUCUCUCACUCAGAGCUGACAUUCCCCUACAUUGUCCAUGAGUUGGUGCCCACAGAAGAUCAGUGCCCUGCUGGAGAAUUAAAAGAUUUUUCUUCCCUGGAUAGAACAGACAACAUUCCCAAAGAGAUCCAAGGGAGGACUAUCCUUUUAGACUCAGCAGAAGAAUCUUAUGUACUGGUCAAUGAUGAGCAAUUUCUUGUAAAAGCAUUUCGUCUCUUCCAUCGCAUACCAUCCUUUGGUUUCUCUGUGGCAGAGAAGGAACGCCCGGGUAGACUCAAUGCACAGAAACUAAAAGACCUUGGUGUGCCGCCAGGUCCUGCCUAUGGGAAACUGAAAAAUGGAGUUACUGUCGUUUUGGAAAAUGGAGUGAAAGUUUCUCCCCAAGAUGUCUUAGAAAAGCCUAUUCCUGGAAGAAAAAUCUGUAUUUUGGGUGACUGCUCUGGAAUUGUAGGUGACGGAGGAGUGAAACUAUGCUUUGAGGCUGACCUUUUGGUCCAUGAAGCCACUUUAGAUGAUGCUCACAUGGACAAAGCAAAAGAAUAUGGUCACAGCACCCCACGAAUGGCAGCAGAGUUUGCAAAGUUGUGCAAAGUCAAGAAACUGGUUCUCACUCAUUUCAGUCAGAGGUACAAACCACAUCUCUUGUCUGGAGAGGGAGAAACAGAUGAUAUUAGAGAAUUAAAAAAACAAGCAGAAUCUGUAUUGGAUUUCCAAGAAGUGACUUUAGCAGAGGAUUUUAUGGUGAUUGACAUUCCAAAGAAAAAAACUAUCACCAUUACCUGA
Messenger RNA from Gracilinanus agilis (Agile Gracile Mouse Opossum), 1107 nucleotides. It is a transcript of the gene ELAC1, whose product is annotated as elaC ribonuclease Z 1. Gene Ontology annotation, cellular component: nucleus. Gene Ontology annotation, molecular function: 3'-tRNA processing endoribonuclease activity. The coding region runs from base 1 to 1107 and encodes 368 amino acids. Lineage: Eukaryota; Metazoa; Chordata; Mammalia; Didelphimorphia; Didelphidae. The transcript is spliced from 3 exons. The record is from RefSeq and is a predicted model, not a curated record.